Messenger RNA from Stylonychia lemnae, 837 nucleotides. The record is from the annotation of a GenBank genome assembly. Lineage: Eukaryota; Ciliophora; Spirotrichea; Sporadotrichida; Oxytrichidae.
AUGUGGUUGCCAUAACUUGUGGUAUUAUUUACAUUUAUAUAAACACCUUACAAACUAGAAUCUCUUGGCUGCCUGUAUUGCUGUCUCGAAGAUUACGUGGUAUGCGGCGAAGAGUUAGACUGCAAGCCAGGCAUCGACAGCAAAGUAGUGCUAUUCUGUGCCAUUUUAGCAGGACUGUUCUUCAUCAUGUUCUUGUAUUGUCUAGUUUGCUACACUUGCGUGGGCCGUAGAUACAGAAGGAUGUUUGUGGAGACUGUGUUCCAUAGAGAUCACCAGCUUAAACAGAUGGAAAAGCAGUAAGGGUUGGUGAUGGGCGCAAGUGUGCCUAAGAAUAUCCCAGUAAAGAUAGCUGACAUUGAAGAGGACAGUGAUGAUGGCGACUAUGCUUUUGAAAAACUUAUUAAAAAGGAUAUAGUACCCACUAGUGCUGCUCCCUCUUAAGAAAUAGUCACGCAUGAUUUCACUAAGCCAGGAGUCCUCUAGGCAUAUCAGUCCCAGUAAAAAGAGGUGCUUUUGAAGAUGAAAAAUGAAGAGUCGAGAAGUAAGGCUUAGAAUCAAGCAAGCAGUGCUUAAGUGCAAAAGGCAAGUAGUGGAAAGUAAUAAGCGCAUAUGCCUAGAAAUAAAUUAGAAGACGAGGAUAGGAAGUUGGCAAUGUAGAUGCAAGAGGAGGAGUCUAGAAGAAUGCUUGAAUUAAAUGAUAUAAGUUUAGAUGUGAGUGGGGUUAAAAACCAAAGUAGAAGUCACAUAGAUUUGAAGUCGCAGUAGCUGUCCCAGUUAAAUAAGAAAUAGGGAGAUGAUGAGGACCCUAUGGGUGAUAGUUUAGACGAAGUUGAUUGA